AUGACUUUGUUUAAUUACCCCCACCGCUACCCGUUAAAUGUUUGUUUUUUUUCGGGUAUUUUCUUUCUCAUUAUUUUCUUUGUCUUUUGUCUCGUCUUCGUCGUAGCUGAUUUCCUUAUCAGAAACUUACACAAUAAAAGAACUUCCGAAGAAGAGGAUGCUCAUUUCCUUUUCUUUAAUUUCUCCCGCCCUUAUUUUUCUUUUCGUCAUUUUAUAAUUCCUCUUUUCCUUUCUCUUUUCCUUCCUUUGCAUUCUUUUCCUUCCAUCAUUCUAUUUUUUUUUCAUUUUCUUAAUUUUUUCCUUUUUCUAACAAUAAGUAAUUUCUUUGGUCAUUUCCUUAUUUUUAUCAUUUUUUUCUUUAUUCGUUUUUUUCUUUAUUAUUACAACUCAUUCAUUCUUUUCUUUUUUCUUAAAGUUUUGUGUUUUUCUUUCUUUCUCUUUCUUCUUUUUCUAAUUCUCUCUUUUCUCCCGUUUUCUCGUACAUUCUUUCUAUUUUUACCCAUCUUUUUCUUUCUUUUACGGAUUCAAUCUUUUCUUUCUUUCUUUUCUUUUUAUAAAAAAAUCUUUAUUUUCUCUAUUCUCCUUCCUACCUUUUUCAUUCAUUCAUUCAUUCAUUCAUUCAUUCUUCUUUCCCUCUCUUUUCCCUGUCCUUCUUUCUUCGCUUCCUCCUUUCUAUCUUCAUUUCGAUCUUUUGCAAAUUAUUCCAUUCCAUUAAUACUCUUUCAUUUUAUCUCACUAUAUUUCUUCACUCCAUAUUUUUCUUUCUUUUGUUUUUCUUACAUUCUACCUUCUCACCUACCCUUCUUUCAUUUCCUAUUCCGCUUUUCUUCCCCUCCUGAUUUUUCAUUUAGUACGGUUAAUAUUACCAUCUAUCUAUCUAUCUAUCUAUCUAUCUAUCUAUCUAUCUAUCUAUCUAUCUAUCCGAGUUGCUGUGAUAUUCUCUAA
Molecule: messenger RNA, 945 nt
Organism: Acanthosepion pharaonis
Lineage: Eukaryota; Metazoa; Mollusca; Cephalopoda; Sepiida; Sepiidae
Source: the annotation of a GenBank genome assembly